AUGACGAAGGGGUCUGAGGACCUUCUCUGUGGCCCCACCGGGACCCUUGCUCUCACCGUGUGCGCGGCGGCCGUGGGAGGUACGCUGCAGUACGGCUACAACAUCGCCAUCAUCGAUGCCCCCACCGCUCACAUCUGCACCUUCAUUAACGACACCUGGCGGGAGCGCCGGGGGACUCGGCUUGAGGCGUACCAGGUGACGCUCAUAUGGUCCUUCGUCGUGUCCGUCUUCUCUCUGGGGGGGCUGCUGGGCUCCUUGCUGGCAGGGCCCCUGGCCGUCCGAUUCGGCAGGAAGAGGUCCCUGCUGCUCAACAACGUGUUCCUGGGCCUCAGUUCUGUGCUUUCGGUGAGCAGCCGAACAGCCCGGUCCUUUGAGAUGAUCAUCCUGGCCCGUCUGCUGGUGGGAAUCAAUGCGGGGGUCAGCAUGAACGUACAGCCCAUGUAUUUCGGAGAGAGCGCCCCCAAGCACCUGCGCGGCGCCGCCGCCCUGUCCUCGGCCGUCUUCACCGCCUUCGGGGUGCUGCUGGGCCAGGUGGUGGGUCUCAGGGAGCUCCUGGGUGGCGAGUCCUGGUGGCCGUACCUUCUGGCCAGCGGCGUCGUCCCCGGAGUCAUACAGCUGCUCACGCUGCCCUGGUUCCCAGAGAGCCCCUGCUACCUGCUCAUCGACAGGGGGGACAAGGAGGCCUGCGUCAAGGCUCUACGGCAGCUGUGGGGCCGCGACGAUCUUGGCGCCGACAUGGAGCAAAUCCUGCAGGAACAGGGCCGCGGCGGGGGAGCCAGGGCCAAGAGGCCAUGGGAGCUGUUCGGGGAGCGCAGCGUUCGCUGGCAGCUGCUCUCCGUCAUGGCCGUCAGCAGCGCCAUGCAGCUUUGCGGGAACGAUGCGAUAUAUUUUUACGCGUCCUCCGUGUUCCGGGAAGCUGGGAUCUCCUCGGAUCGGGUUCAAUACGCCACCAUUGGCACCGGCGCCUGUGAAUUCACUGCCACGGUCCUGUGCAACCUCUUGAUUGAGCACCUCGGCAGGAGACUCUUACUCAUCGGUGGGUAUGUUCUCAUGGCUUGCUGGGCGCUGGUCUUCAUGGUGGCUCUCUCAUACCGGGAGACAGUGGAUGGGAUGCCAUACCUGUGCAUGACUUGCAUCUUUGCCUAUAUACUCAGCUUUGGACUAGGACCAGCGGGAGUGACGGGGGUUUUACCCACCGAGAUCUUCAACCAGACGGCGCGUCCUGCCGCCUACACGAUAGCGGGCUCCUUGAUGUGGAUCAACUUCUUCCUGGUGGGAAUGGUCUUCCCCUUCUUGGUGAGCGAGUUGGGAGAAUUGUGCUUCAUCCCCUUCUGCGCCGUCUGCCUGCUCUGCUCCCUUUACGUCGGCUUUGCGCUCCCCGAGACCAAAGGGAAAACCCUUUCCGAAAUCACGCACGAUUUCGACAGGCUCAACUUCGGGGCCGAAGGGAGACGGAGUCCUGCGGCAGCACGGGCCCGCUACCGGCCCGGCAUCAUCCUCCAGUCAACGGCGCUGUAGACCCCGCGCAAUACGCUCCUUCGACAGGACGAGGCACAGGCAGCUCCGUUCUUCAUCGCUUCCAUGUCCUUCCCGAGUCACAAGAGGAAACUCGAGAGCUUCAUAAUGAACGCUGCAGCACGUCCCCGAAUGCCAAAUUAUCACGUUCCCCUUGAAAAGAGCAUCUAGGACAUGUGUUUACUUCCCUUGGUGAUCCUGAAUUAGUACAUCAACAUCUCCAUCGGUUUCUGUUCAUUAGUUUCAAAUUUACUUCAACUCCAAAGACUUCCAUUCCCAGGUGGAAUCUUACUGCACUAAAUAUUUUGCCCCCAUGCCUUUAAAAAAGGGUGAAAAUGAAAAGUAGCAGAGGUGACUGCAUGAACACAACCCCAUUCGUGCUCAUGCACACAUGCGCACACACAGGUACAGUACAUUGCAAGUUGAAAUAUUCCCCACAUCCCCCAGUCUAUAUGCAAUAACCGUCCUCAUGCACAGUGAAAACGACAUUAAUGGUCAAUUUUACUGGAAAUGAGGGUUCUUCAAUUUGUAUGGAAAACACGUAGAUGCAAUGUACCACUUCGAUCUAAUCCAUCUCUCGUUCCCUAAAAUGUGAAUAAACCAAAA
This is a messenger RNA of Scleropages formosus (Asian bonytongue), 2121 nucleotides long. It is a transcript of the gene slc2a11a, whose product is annotated as solute carrier family 2 member 11a. The record is from RefSeq and is a predicted model, not a curated record. The transcript has 12 exons. Gene Ontology annotation, biological process: dehydroascorbic acid transport. Gene Ontology annotation, cellular component: plasma membrane. Bases 1 to 1518 code for a protein of 505 amino acids. Gene Ontology annotation, molecular function: D-glucose transmembrane transporter activity. Lineage: Eukaryota; Metazoa; Chordata; Actinopteri; Osteoglossiformes; Osteoglossidae.